UUAACCAAACUAAUAUUAUUAUAAAAUAUAAAUAACCUAAACGCAUGCUUAUUUAUUUUGACCGUGGCAUUUUGAUAUAUUGCAAUAAGUAAUUGUUAUUAUCAUAGAAAUAACGAAAAUUAGUAUAUAUUAGAUUUUAUGUAUGUGUUCUAAUUGUUCUGAUGGAUACGGAUAUUUUAUUUGACAAUAAGGACUGUCUCUACGUGGAUGAUUUUCUAGAAGAGUUAAACAAAGAUUAUCAUUGGUCAUCAUUAUUGAAUGCAGCAGAUGCAUCACCUAGUGAGAUAUUAGCUGAUGCAGCACCUGUAUUGGUGCCAUUAACAUCACCAACAACUAGUGCCAAAUCUUCUGUAACAGAGAGCAGUAAUUCAGAUUCUGGAAGUGAUGAUGAUUCCAAAAAUUCUAGUCCUACAUCAGCACGGCAGUCCUCACAGUCACCAUUCGAAUGGAUGUCCAAUUUGGAUGAGGAACCACCAAAUAAUUUAAAAUUGGAAGAUGUUGAAUUAUUUUUACAGAAAGCAGAUACCCUAAGUGAUGAAUCACCCAAUGUUACUGUGCCUAAGACCUCUCCUUCAGAAAGAGAUGGACCUUUUAUGGCUAUUGAAAAUGGAAUCAUAAAGGGAGUUAGGCAGGAAUUUUAUAAUUCUGGAGUUCCAUUACAUUCUUCAAAUAUAAAUCCAAGUAAUUCAGUACCUUUUGUACAUAAUCGAAAUAACAACAUUCAAAAUGAUUAUUUCAAAGUUGUUAAUGAAAACUCUUCAAAUGUUGUACCAAAUCAACAAAUAAUAUUACUUGAUGAACAAAAAUAUUUGGUUGUGGACACAAAAAAUGCACCUAGUAUAGUUAGAAAACCAAAUAUAUUGAUGAAAAAAUCAGCAGUUGUGAAAACAGCAGCGAGUACAAAUAAUGGAAAGAUAGUCAUAUCACCACUACCUCAAGGCAAAUUAACUGGUGUUAGUAUUCCAAAACAGGUUUCUCCACCUAGAAGUAAUAUUGUGAUAAGUCCAAAGCCACUAGCCAUUAAACAAGAAAUAGCUCCUACAACAACAGUACAAAAUGGGUUACCAAUAACUAAUACCACUGAACUUAAUGUAGACCUGUCAAAACUAAGCGAUUCUGAAAUAAGGGCUCUGAAGAAACAACAACGAAUGAUUAGAAAUCGUGAGGCUGCUAGUCAAUCACGUCAGAAGAGGAAAGAAUAUGUAACGGCGCUGGAAUACCAAUUGUUUCUAGCGCAACAAGAAAUCACGCAACUGCGACUCGAAAAUAAACAACUCAGAAAACAGCUAGAAACAAAUGGCAGGCCUCGGAAAAUACCCAGAAUCGACUUACCUGUAUUAAUGCCAAAGAAGAAUAUUGCUGUUAUAUUUGCUAUGGUUUUCAUGAUUUCAAUUAAUUGGAAUAUUCUUGGGUAAGUUUAAACCAUAAUCCUUACUAUAUCCAGUCAAAGAAAUACAACCAUCUGUGGACGCCAUUUGUUAUGGACAAUCAUUACUAUUAUUAUAUUUAAUUGAUAUAACAUUGUUCUUGCAGAUAAUAAUAAUUUGAAUAGCACUUAUGGUACAGAUUGUCAAAACGCAACAAAUUUAAAUGACAUUAGUAUUAAUCAAACUGAAAGCAUUAGGAUAGCUGGAGAACUAAACCGUUGGAUUAAAGGAGGAAAAACACUAAAUUGGACACUUGAUGCUCCCCGGAAAAAACGACAAGUGUAUAUGAAUGAUGAGAGAGUCAAUGAUGGCUUUCUGGAAACAUACAAAAUGUUUAAUAAAUUGAACAUAGAUGGUACUUUUCCUGACUUUGCUGCUACUAAGAAUCAAGGCAGAAAUGUAAGAGAGAAAUCACGCUUACGUCGAUUGAGAAGGAAUAAAGAUAUUGAUUUCACAGAAGAUUCUGUCAUAGAUUACAAUAGAUUGUAUCACAAACCAAUGACGAAAUCUGUCGAUCCCUUCAAUAUGGAUGAUCUGAGUGAAUGGAAUGCAUUUCUACAAGCAUUACAGAGAAGGGAUGACACAUUUUAUAUUGUGGGUGUUGGGAAAGGAGAACACUUGUUAUUGCCAGCGGUAUCACACAAUACCACGAGGCCGCCUAAAAUGGCGUUAAUUUUACCAGCAAGAAAUGGAAAUGAUUCAUUGACUAAAGACCAUGUAACACUCAUGCAAAUCGAAUGUUCUGUUGUCAACACUUCUCUUGUGAAAUUAAAAUCAAACACAUUACCCGAGAGCAUUAGAAAGAAAUCCAGUGAUCAAGUUAAGUCAUCUGUGAAUGCAUCAUUUUCAGAGGACAAACAGCAUUUUAAUAGAGAAACUACCAAGGACACGGUUGACACUAGUCUGUCUGACAUUUUAUAUAAUACAAAUAAUAAUAUUUCAAACUUCCCGGACACUUUAAACAAAGUUAAAAAUAGUCUGGAUUCUGGUAAAGAAGAUUUAUUCGCUCAAUACUUACGUUCAAAGUAUGAGAGCUCAAAAAUGUCCGAGAAGUACUUUAAAAGGAAAUUAAAAGGAAUGUCAAAUGAACAUCCAAAUCAAAAUUAGGUGUAAUCUAAAAUAUGCUAUCAAUUAUAUCUCUCUUUUAAGGUUAAUUAAUAUAUAUUGUUCAUAUAAAAAAAGGUCACAGUAUUACAAGAUCUUCCUUUUAGUGGGCAAUACCUCUCGUCCAUGGCAAUAGUAUAUUAUUUUACUUGCGCCUACAUUACUGCAAAGUGUAAUCACUUUAAUUGCGGAGUUACAUCCAUUUCCUAAAUUUUACAAUUGCAAAUUUCAGAUUUGUUUCUUAACUGUAUGGAAAGUAAAACUGUGAUCUAUAUUUAUGAAAAUUAAUACUUAAACAUUACUUAUUAACAGAUCUCAAUAGGAUAUGACAAGUGAUAAUACGUAUAGACAGGGAUAUUUGCACUUAUUUCUAAACUGUCAAUUUUUUUUAUAUGUCUAUGUUUACAAAUUUAAGCAUUCCUUAAAAUAUUUCUAUUACUUAUAUAUA
This is a messenger RNA of Achroia grisella, 2979 nucleotides long. It is a transcript of the gene Atf6, whose product is annotated as cyclic AMP-dependent transcription factor ATF-6 alpha. The record is from RefSeq and is a predicted model, not a curated record. Gene Ontology annotation, molecular function: RNA polymerase II cis-regulatory region sequence-specific DNA binding; DNA-binding transcription factor activity, RNA polymerase II-specific. Gene Ontology annotation, cellular component: nucleus. The transcript has 13 exons. Gene Ontology annotation, biological process: endoplasmic reticulum unfolded protein response; regulation of transcription by RNA polymerase II. Lineage: Eukaryota; Metazoa; Arthropoda; Insecta; Lepidoptera; Pyralidae.